UGCAUGAUGUGUGGUGUUCCGCCCGGUCAAUUAUAGUGUGACACCACCGGUCCCAUCUUGGUUUGACAGAGGAAGAGGAACCGUCCAUAUUACAGCUGCUUUGUCAGCGGUCGCACGGCGAUGGACCCUGCCGGUGGGAGAGACGAGCGGCGGAGGCAGGCAGAGCGUCUUCGCCGGGAGGAGGCCUACUACCACUUCAUUAACGAGCUGAACGAGGAGGAGUACCGGCUCAUGAGAGACGGCAACCUGCUGGGCACCCCUGGGGAGGUGACGGCAGAAGAGCUCCGGCAGCGCCUGGAUGGGGCCAAGGAGCGUGUGUCCUCUCAGCCCCGCCCCGAGCAGCGUCUGCAGGCGUCCACAGACGCCGGGGACCAGGAGGGCAGCAGUGGGGCCCCUGACCCGGGAGCCGAAUCCUCCAACGGUGAUUCAUUACUGGAGUGGCUGAACACGUUCAGGCGCACCGGCAAUGCCACGCGCAGCGGGCAGAGCGGCAACCAGACCUGGCGCGCGGUCAGUCGCACCAACCCCAACAGCGGCGAGUUCCGCUUCAGCCUGGAGAUCAACAUCAACCACGAGCAGCCGGAGCCCGGCGAGCACAGCGAAGCCGCGCUUGCGGCCGAGCUCCCGGCGGUGGCCCCUAACACCACCUCAACCGCAAUACGUACAGCCUCGUAUCUACCCCCAGUGCCACGCCCCUCAACCUAUGCCGCCCCUUAUCCCACCCCCCGGCCCUCCAUCAGCAGGAGGGCCCAGGCCAGGCGCACACGCAGUGCCAACUCCUCCCCCCGCUCUGCCCAAGACAGUGUUCCUCCAGCACCCCCUCCUGCCUCUGUGAUGAGGAGGGGGGUGACCCUGCCUCCAACACCACUACCAACACCACCUCACCCUUCCUUUACUCCCCCCAGUGACCAAGUCGGCUCCUUGCGACACCACACCCUGAACGCGGCGCUGGAGCGUGGGCGUGACGAGGUGACGGCCUCCCUGGAGUGUCCACGUGUGUCGCCGCCUCGGCCUCCUGCCUCUCAGUCCCCACCAGGGGGGCGUGACUCUCGCGGGAGCAGGACUCGAUCCCGCGGUCGAAUCCGGCGGGCCGCCGGAGGGGCCUCAUCUCGGUCUUCAAGGAGAAGCCGGUCCCCCUUAAGCAGAACACCCGUCGCCAGUUCCGCUCCCGACUCUGGUCUAGCCGGCAGUGGUUCUGAUGGCCAAAGCCUCGAACCAGGCGCUGGAACUAGCUUGGUUUCCAUGGAGACACAGGAGGCCGGGUUGGAGCCCGUCGCUCUAACCGAGGCCGCCACAGAGGCAGGGGAUCACGAAAGGGAGGCCCAGGCGGCCGCUGCAGGCGCUGCGAGUGUCCGCCGUCAUCCCACCAUCAUGCUGGACCUGCAGGUCCGGAGGAUCCGCCCCGGAGAGAAUAGGGACCGGGACAGCAUCGCCAGUCGGACGCGGUCCCGCGCCCGCGUGGCAGAGAACACGGUCACCUUCGAAAGCGACAGCGGCGGAUUCCGGCGCACCAUCUCGCGCUCAGAGCGGGCGGGGAUACGCACCUACGUCAGCACCAUCCGCAUCCCUCUGCGGCGCAUCAGCGAGACGGGCCUGGGGGAGCCCAACUCCACCGCCCUGCGCUCCAUCCUGCGCCAGAUCAUGACCGGCUUCGGAGAGCUCAGCUCCCUCAUGGAGACGGAGGCCGAUUCUGAGACGGUGGCCCCCAGCCACCUGGACGCCCCCUCCGCCGGCGCCAACCCCACCACUGCCCCCGCCUAUCGUCUGAAUGGAAACGAGAGCACGGCCGGCCUCAGCGGCACCGGCGCCGUGGACGAGGGCGGGGGAGCGCGGGCGGCGGGGCCCGAGGAUGACGGUCAGGGAAGGCAGGGUGGAGGGGCCAUGAGCCCCGCGGAGGGGCGCGCCACCAGCAGAGACACGAACAACCUGGUGGAGAACGGGACGCUGCCUAUCCUGCGGCUGGCCCACUUCUUCCUGCUCAACGAUGAGGAGGACGAGGAUCACCCGCGGGGCCUCACCAAAGAGCAGAUCGACAACCUGGCAACGCGCACCUACGGCCAGGCCAGCCUGGAGGGGGAGGCGGGGCGCGCCUGCAGCGUCUGCAUCAACGAGUACGCCCAGGGCAACAAACUGCGCCGGCUGCCCUGCUCCCACGAGUUCCACAUCCACUGCAUCGACCGCUGGCUCUCGGAGAACAACACCUGUCCCAUCUGCAGGCAGCCCAUACUGGCGGCACAUCACGAGUGACCGCUGGGAUUCCUGCCCCUCACACCAACGGAGACCCACCAACGUCAUUCUGGGUAUAGAGAACCUGCCCAAGCGGGCCGAGCAUGUACAUAGGCUUUCAUGGUUUUUAUUUUCCUUAAAAAAAAAUAAAGACUUCAUCCUGUUCAAGCUGAGGAAGGUGAAACAGAAAGCGUGGAGGGAAAGCUUACAAAUGCAGAGAAUUAUCAAAACUUUAUUUUUUUAGACAUCUUGGUUUUCAGCAGUGUUUGGUUGUUUUUGAGUUGGAUCAUUUUCCUGCUAGGACCGGCUCUGGACUCCGUAGCCUCAUGCUUCAGAGGAUUGGCAUCAACCGCUAUUGCUAGCACUAAAGGAGCUACAGAGGCUGCUGCUGCUGACUCAUCUCCACCCUCUGUUUUCCACGUGCGACAUCCCUCCUUCACGAAUGGACGGUGAACCAUUCCCUUUCAGGCCCGACGAACAUGUACUUCAGUGUAAAUACCUCACUGAUGCUCCAGAUCCAUGGAUUCUGUUCUGCGGCAAGCUACGCACGCAUCUCUUUUUAAGAUGUUGAGUUUGUUUUUUUGGAAACGACAACCGAAGUUGCAAUCCUCCAUUUGUAAUGCUCUUGACAUUCAUUGCUACAUUUUUGCUUGCAAAUUGUCCUAUUAGUGGACGUGUGUGUGUGUGUGUGUGUGUGUGUGUGUGUGUGUGUGUGUGUGUGUGUGUGUGUGUGUGUGUGUGUGUGUGUGUGUGUGUGUGUGUGUGUGUGUGUCUCUCU
Messenger RNA from Gadus chalcogrammus (walleye pollock), 3004 nucleotides. It is a transcript of the gene rnf6, whose product is annotated as ring finger protein (C3H2C3 type) 6. Bases 121 to 2247 code for a protein of 708 amino acids. Gene Ontology annotation, molecular function: ubiquitin protein ligase activity. Gene Ontology annotation, cellular component: nucleoplasm; cytoplasm. The transcript is spliced from 4 exons. The record is from RefSeq and is a predicted model, not a curated record. Gene Ontology annotation, biological process: protein ubiquitination; positive regulation of DNA-templated transcription; ubiquitin-dependent protein catabolic process. Lineage: Eukaryota; Metazoa; Chordata; Actinopteri; Gadiformes; Gadidae.